This is a messenger RNA of Ostrinia nubilalis (European corn borer), 568 nucleotides long. It is a transcript of the gene osi, whose product is annotated as electron transfer flavoprotein regulatory factor 1. Gene Ontology annotation, cellular component: mitochondrion. The transcript is spliced from 2 exons. NCBI's taxonomy places the organism in Eukaryota, Metazoa, Arthropoda, Insecta, Lepidoptera, Crambidae. Gene Ontology annotation, biological process: respiratory electron transport chain. The coding region runs from base 124 to 381 and encodes 85 amino acids. The record is from RefSeq and is a predicted model, not a curated record.
GUGACAGUGACGUAUAUCCAAAACUUUCGUGAUGAAAAUAAAGUUUUGGACUAUGAACUUGAAUUUCAAUAAUAUUUUCUUUCAAUAAAUUGUAACUUUCUUGGCUAAAGUAAUAUUACUACAAUGAGUCAACCGCAUCGCCAGGCCGUUCUCAAUUUAUAUAAAACCUUGCUGUUUCUGGGACGCGAUUGGCCUCAGGGCUACGAUUUAUUUCGGAAGAGACUGCACAAAGUGUUUACGAAGAACAGCGAGGAGACUGAUCCAGAAAAGAUCAAGGUAAUGAUAAAACACGGUGAAUUCGUCGUUAAAGAAAUCGAAGCUCUUUACAAAUUGAAAAAGUAUCGUACAAUGAAAAGGAGGUAUUAUGACGAAACUGCAUAGCAUGGGUACAGAAUUUACUCUGUCUACAAGAUCAUGUUUUAUUACUAACUUUAUUUAUUAGAUUUAUAGGUACUCAUGAAUUGACGUUGAGUAUUGUAAUUUAAUAAUCCAAAAUGUGAUAACUUAAAUACAUAUUAGCUGUGAAUUUUUACCUGAAAUUAUAAAUGAUGAAAUGGGGUAAAAUUGA